This is a messenger RNA of Cinclus cinclus, 4663 nucleotides long. It is a transcript of the gene ANGEL1, whose product is annotated as angel homolog 1. Gene Ontology annotation, molecular function: 3'-5'-RNA exonuclease activity. The coding region runs from base 943 to 2973 and encodes 676 amino acids. Lineage: Eukaryota; Metazoa; Chordata; Aves; Passeriformes; Cinclidae. The transcript has 10 exons. The record is from RefSeq and is a predicted model, not a curated record.
UAACCGUGUUAAGAGUUUGGAAGAAGGCUACUGAGAUUGCACUUUAGAAAUGUGUAUUUGGUGUAAAAAAGGCUGUAGUGUGCUCAGCUCAAUCUGUUUGCCUUUGGAUGUUGAAACAUUUGAUUGUGGAAUGAAGCACACAUUGAAAUUCUGGACUUCAAUCAGGACUUCACUUUUCAUAUGCAACUGUUUUCAGCAUGUGAUGGAUCUCAACUUGCAAAUGCCAGAGUACUCACAGCCAGGUGAGGACUGAUUUUGGAAACCUCUGAUAACCUCUCAGCAGCACCGAGCGAGUGCACGAUCCUGCUCCACUGUCUCCCCCACCCCAUCGCUACUGCCGUAUAGAGCUUGUGCUUUGCAAAACCUUGGCUAUUAUCCGUGGUGAUCGAAAAGCCUGUGUAACAUUUGGAGCAAAUGGUGGCUUCCCACGAGGCAUAAAAACCCAAUAAAACAAAACCAAACCAAACCAAAACAAAAAACAAACAAAAAACCAAAAAAACCAAAAAACAUAUAUAUAUAUAUAGUCCUGAUUAUAUUUCUGGAGAACAGUGGGUGAACAUUUUUGUUUUCAUCUACAAAUUUAAGGGUGGCGGGGCCAUAAGGCAACUCAGCCCAGGGUCACAGCACGGCUGCUGGGCCCCUCCGCCGGCCCUGCAUCCCGGCCGCGCUCCGGCCCUACACCGAGGCGGGCAGGCGGGCAGGCAGGGCCCCACCCCGGCCGAGGCCGUCCCACCAAGAGCCGCGGCCUCCCGGGAGCGGGCGGCCCUGGAGCGGCGCUCAGGGAGGGUCAGGUCCGAGCCGGCUGCGGGCCCCGGGAGCUCGACGCGGUGAGUGUCUGGGUACGCCGGACUCCGGCGAGCCCGCGCCGUGAGGCCGUAGCUGAGGCGGGGCCGGCGCGGCGGCGGGGCCGGGCUGGGGGCGGUGGAGGCCGGGCCGGGCGGCAUGAUCGGCACCGUGCUCUGCUAUGUGCUGCUGCCGGCGGCGCGGCUCCUCCAGGCCGUCCGAGAUGCUUUCUCUACCUGUCAAAAGAAUGUGCUUCUGGCAAAGAGCCCGUCCACCCAGAUAGAAGGUGUCUUUGCUGCAACCACAGGAAGAUCAGUCCCAGAAGAGCAAGAAGCCCUUCUCCAGCAGUGGCUGGAGGAAGAAGUAGGGAAUUUGCCAGCCAUUGAGAGUGUUCCAGCAGCAAGGAGAGUAUCAGUUACACUCACUAGUGCCUGGUUAGAAGGUGCAGAGCUAUUGAUGACCAGCCUCAGUGACCUGAAUACAUCUCCAGAAGUCACCCAGUGUGCUGAUCAGCAGCUCUCGGAGCUAAACACCUUGGCUUCUUCAGAACUGCAAGAUCAUGCAGUGGCUGAACUGGCAAGAUUACCAGCAGAGGAAACAGUGACUGUAGCAGGCAGUGCCCCUUGGGAAGCUGUGGUGCCACAGACAGAUCACCAGACAGCUGGCUGUGCUGCUGUCAGUGUGGAAGUGCUGAAUGAUGACCCAGCUGUGCUGGCCUGGAGUUUAGAAUGUGAUGCAGAGACAGUGCCACCAGUGCUCCCAGCCCAGCCCAUUCAGGAUGCAGUGCCAUUUUAUCCUGUCCCAAUAGAGGUGCCCUACCAUGAGAUCUUAUGGAGAGACUGGGAGGAUCUUUCUGUCCAGCCCUGUGUCUUAGAGCAGGUCUCAAAAAACACUUCUCUCUUUGAAUUUCGGGUCAUGUCUUACAACAUCCUUGCCCAGGACCUGGUGGAGCAGGGUCUUGAUCUCUAUGUGCACUGUAAUCCAGACAUCCUGAGCUGGAACUACCGCCUUCCAAACCUUUUGCAGGAGAUCCAGCAUUGGGAUCCUGACGUUCUGUGUCUCCAGGAGGUGCAAGAGAACCAUUACUGGGAGCAACUGGAACCGACAUUCAAGGAGAUGGGCUUUGCAUGCUUCUAUAAACGGAGAACUGGGACGAAGACAGAUGGAUGUGCAGUGUGUUAUAAGCACAGCAGGUUCCAGCUGAUCAGCCUCAGCCCUAUAGAAUUCUUCCGGCCUGGCCUGGACAUCCUCAACCGGGAUAAUGUGGGCUUGGUGCUGCUGCUACAGCCUGUGCUCUCAGAGGACCUAGGUCUGAAGGAAGUCAGUCCUUUGUGUGUGGCCAACACUCAUGUGUUGUUCAAUCCCCGUCGAGGAGAUAUCAAACUGGCCCAGGUGGCCUUGCUGCUAGCAGAGAUUGACAAAAUUGCAAGAACUACUGAUGGCAGCUACUAUCCUGUCAUCUUGUGUGGAGACCUGAACUCUGUGCCUGAUUCUCCACUCUACAAAUUCAUCCGAAAUGGUGAACUUUCUUACCAUGGGAUGCCAGCCUGGAAGGUGUCUGGUCAGGAAGACUUUUCCCAACAAUUGUAUCCACGGAAACUGCUGGCCCCACUGUGGCCAAGCUCAUUGGGUGUAACAGACAAAUGCCAGUAUGUCACCCUGUGCCAGCCAAAGAAAUUUGGGAGACGUGAAUACAGCCGUGACUUCCUGCUGCAGUUCCGCUUUUGCGAUGUUGCCUGUGAACGACCACCACAGCUGGUCCUCUUGGAAGGUGUGACAGAUGCUAAACCAGACCGCCCUGCGCACUGGCCCAAGCCUACUGCCAUGGUGAAAGACCCUGAUCCCCAGCCAUUCAUUCCAAGGUGUUCAGGUGUUAUCCAGCAUGGCCUCAACCUGACAUCUGUCUACAGCCACUUCUUGCCGCACAGGGGACGCCCGGAGGUCACAACGAUGCCCAUGGGGCUUGGAGCCACUGUUGAUUACAUUUUCUACUCAGCAGAGCCUGUGGAGAACAAGGCGGGUCGCAGGCUGUACAAGGAUGGAGCCCUGAAGCUGCUUGGCCGUCUUUCUCUUCUUUCUGAAGAUGUCCUCUUGAUGGCAAAUGGCUUACCAAACCCUUUUUGUUCAUCUGACCAUCUCUGCCUGCUGGCUAGCUUUGGCUUGGAGAUCUCCAGCCUCAGAAAGAGUUAGUGUUGUUCCCUUUCCCUAAAGAAAAGCUGUUCUGAAUACAGCAGUUGAGACUCUGGAUUGCACAACCUGCUUGCAAGAAAACCUUUUCCUUGUCAUGCCCUAAAAGUCCUUUUCUCACCUCACACCCUUACUAAAAGCAGGGAUGGGAGAGUUGGAGUGCUUCUUGCAUUGAUAUUUUCUGUAUCUCUGCAAACCUGAACUGUGUUUGCAGUGGGCUGCCAGGUGUAUUGAGGCAUUAGCAUCUCUUAAAGGGAUCAUUGUUUCACUGCCUUGUUUAGCAGUGCUGCAGGAACCAACACAACUCCCAUGUUUGUUUGUCCCUGUGUGAGAUUUUCAAGGAGCUGAAAAAGAGAGGGACAAUGCUCUCUGCUUUUGGUUAGUUUAAUUGCUACUAAGGAGCAUGGGAUGUAUAUUCCAAUACUUGUUCACACCAAAACAAUAGUUCUUUUAAUUUCUCAGUAGUAGUUCAGUACUUUCAGGGCUAGUUAUUACUUUGCCUUUUAGAUUGGAUCUGCUAACUGCUUAGAAAUGUCUUUUACUUAAUGAUCUGUAAGGGCUGACUUGCUGACAGAAGGUUUUGUGUGGUGUAACAGUUUUUACAAGAAACUGCUUGCUGUAACUAAUGGACCAGGGAAUGGGAUUGCUAGAAAUGGAGCCAGGGGUUCUACAGUGCUACCCACAGUAGCUCUAGAAUUGCAGCAAAAGACUAGAGGCCUUGGGGAAGGCUUCUUUCCUUUCUAGCAGUCUCAGAAUGGUACCUAAUUUGUCAUUUUUAGCAAAAAUAUUUAGGAUCAUCCCAGUGAAUACCUUAUCAAAAUAAUUACCCUGUAAGGCAUGACAACCCCAGAAGGCUAUAACUGUGGAUGUCCCUGAAGAGAGAUGAAAAUGGAAGGCAUGUGAGAGUCAGCAGAGCCAUCAGAUGGAAGAGCUGGUCUUGUCACUUGCCCUGUUUUUCUCUGUGCUCUCCCCAUUGCGUUGAGCCUGCCAGGGGCCAAUAGCCAACCUGUAGCAUCCAUCUCCUGUGCCAGAUUGAAGGCCAUGCUGCAUCCUUCUUCUGGACCCAGCCAUGUUUAGGUGUAGAUAGAACCAUUAGGAUCAACUCCUGUCUCUUGGCAUGUGUUCGGAGGAAGUGGAAGGCUGUGUAACUUGGAGCCAGACUGCAGUCACUUGGAUCCCAGCAUACUUCUGGUGUCCUGUAGGUGUGCUUUUCUUAGCAGUGGCUUGGCCAGUACAAAAGCAGUCAAGCUGUACCUGUUCCUAGAGUAAAUUCCCCAGUUCAACCUGACAUUUGGUGCUCAAUUUUUCCCUAAGAGAUAAAACCAAUAUUGGCAGAAACCAAUAUUGGUAGAAACAUUAUCAAUCUUCUGUUCACAAGCAAGGCAGGAAAUCCGCUCUCACCUCAGGUUUUUGCUGGAGGGUGCAGGAGACUUGAAACAUUGUUUGUUCUUCACGGUCUGUAUUGAGGGACUUUGAUAUUUUAAAUGUUACUUUCUUUAUUGAAAAAUAAAAUACUGCUAAUCUAAAAAAAUACCACAAAGUAACUGAGGCACCUUGUAUUUCUGGCAGCUGUACCUCUGAAGAAUUCAGGACAAGGCUUUGCUGGCUGCAAGGUGAAAGAGGGCAAAUCGGCUACGCAAGAAAGUAAUGAGGGUUGAAGAGAGGGAAGAAGUAAGCCUAGUUUAAUCUCCCA